Molecule: messenger RNA, 1638 nt
Organism: Cololabis saira (Pacific saury)
Lineage: Eukaryota; Metazoa; Chordata; Actinopteri; Beloniformes; Belonidae
Gene: ccdc28b
Product: coiled-coil domain containing 28B
Exons: 6
Coding region: 316-957 (213 amino acids)
Source: RefSeq, a predicted model, not a curated record
GGGAUAAUAAAGAAACAGCUCUGCACGAGCCGAGCGUCGCUCCGCGGUGCGUUUCAUCUCUCACUCACAUCUGCAGUUACAGGGAGCGUUUAACGCAAUUAUGAUUCCUAAACCUUAACUCAAACCAAGUGUACUUAAACGAAUUUUGCCAUCAGAUCUAGAAAUGUAACGCCGCACCAGCAGGUUGGCUUUCUGGUGCGUAAUUGAUUCGGACUUCCUGCACACCAGCAGGGCUGCGGUGCCACCUUUCCCUCGCCUUGCAACAAGGGAGCCUCACUUAUAACGGAAAAACGGGGGGGAAAGAAAUACAUAAAAAUGGAGGACAAGCGCAAGAAGCGUAGCCCCAAGGUUUCUCUCCCCCAGCCCCCUCCACCCCCCAUCAACCCACGCAAGCUGUCUGUCCUGCCCGCCAGCAAGAGCGCUACCUUCUCUCUCGGCCUGCCGCAGCCUCCCUCCCCCAAGAACAGAAGUAAGUAUAAAAGAUCCAUCGGAGCUCCAGGUCAGCCCAAAGAGGUGUUGUUCACGGCUGUCGUGGCUCCGCCAAAGACAACCAGACCCCACAGGGAGAAGCCCAGGGCCCCGCAGCCGGCAGGACCCAGCAAAGUAGUGCAGUCUUCCCCCCUGCAGCACUCCUUCCUUACAGACGUUUCAGAUGUGAGGGAGAUGGAGGGAGGCCUCCUCAACCUCCUCAACGACUUCCACUCAGGCAAAUUACAGGCUUUUGGUAAGGUGUGCUCCUUUGAGCAGCUGGAACACGUGCGUGAGAUGCAGGAGAAACUGGCGCGGCUGCACUUCAGCCUCGACAGCCACGUGGAGGAGCUUUCUGAGGACCAGAGGAAAUGUGCCUCCGACCACAACCUGGAGCACCUGCUCAGCAACCUGGAGGAGCUCAGCACCUCGAUACAAAAGCUCCACCUGGCCGAGAACCAGGAUCUGCCCAAGACGUCUGCUCCCUGACGGAGCGCGGAGCCCGGGAUGGCAGCUGCACACUCAUCUUCUCCCAACAUCUAACCAAGUCCAGGUUGCCAUGGCGUUGUUCCAGCUGCCUAAGUAACGGAUUAGAAAGAUCCACAGGAGGAGGGGCUGUUUUUUCCGUUUGGUCAGUGAAGUGAGCGAACGCUUCAGGAACUGCAAGCAGAGGAGCAUUAAAUCAAUGCUCGAGUAAAGUCAUAAAUGUCUCAUUCAGAGCUCAAACAAAAAAAAAAAAAAAUGACUGGAUGGUUUACUAAGCAGGAAUGUAAAGGAAUACAUUUUCUGUUGCAAUUUUGAGCAGUUUCUUGGCACCAACUAACUUGGCUUCGGUUAGUCAUUCAAUUCAUUGCAUAAUUUGCUAACAAGUGAUUUAAUCCAGGCGACUGUGGUCAUCAGCUCUCAGUAUUCCUUAACCAAAAGCACAUUGCAUGAGAGCUUAUGAAUUUACACUUAACUUCCCGAAAAAUCUGUUAUGGCAUUUCUAGGUAGCAGAUUUGUGUUCAUCCAAAAGUUAGAAAAGUACACUAUCUGUAAACCUAUUUGGCUCUUUUGACAACACCACUGUGCUUAACGCAGAUGUUUUAAGGGAGUUUUUCUAUUAGUCUGAAUGUCUUCCCUUAAUUUUUAUACCAUUGCUAAAAGUUUAUUACAAAAAACAGAUUAUAU